UUAGGACCUGCUGGGCCACAAGAAGAAAAUCCUGAGGAGACAGUAGAUUGCUGGAUAAAUCACACCAAUUUCCCGAUGGAUUUUAUACUGUUGAUCUUCUUAUUUGGGGUUUUCCUCUCAGACAUUAUCAGUCUACAGCCCAUUGUGGAACAGGACCCUGGUGGUAUGCUUUCGGAUGAAGAACAGUAUUAUGCAGAUGAAGAAAAUAAUACAGAUAGGGAUUUUAUGAUUUUACAUAAAUCAGAAGACAAUGAAAUUGAUACUCCUACCAAUGAGAAAACAGGCAAUUACUAUAAAGACAUAAAACAAUAUGUGUUCACCACACCAAAUGUACCUGGUACGAAUUCUGAAAUAUCUGUGACUGCCACAACUGGCGUGAAAUUUGCUGUGAAGACCAGUAAAGCCAGCAAACCAACUGCCAGUGAAGAAGAAGAAAUACCUAGUGAACCCUCUCAUAAAACCUCAACCCUCAAUGUGCCUGCGUUUUGGACAAUGUUAGCUAAAGCUAUAAAUGAAACAACAGUGAGCAUGGACGAUAAAGAUCUAUUUUUUCAACCAAUUCCAGCCUCUGAUUUGAAUAAGACCAGUGAAGACCAACUAUCAGAGCUAGAGGAAAUCAAGCUCAAACUAAUGCUGGGAAUCUCACUGAUGACACUCAUUCUCUUAAUUCCCCUCUUGAUAUUCUGUUUUGUCACACUGUACAAACUGAGACACCUACGUGACAAGAGUUAUGAGAGUCAGUAUUCAGUCAACCCAGAGCUGGCAACUCUGUCUUACUUCCACCCGUCAGAAGACUCCAAUCAAACUGUCUUAACCGAUGAGUCAAACUUCCUCCCUCCUGAGGAGACGAGUUUCCUCCCUCCUGAGGAGCUGGGUAAGGAGCUCAUCAUGGAGCCUGUCCCUGUUGAGGCAAUGAGUGAGGUUGGUGAUGAAGUCCAAGGAACAACUAUUAUUGUUGCGGAAAAUCAAUGA
Molecule: messenger RNA, 972 nt
Organism: Grammomys surdaster
Lineage: Eukaryota; Metazoa; Chordata; Mammalia; Rodentia; Muridae
Gene: Eqtn
Product: equatorin
Exons: 10
Coding region: 76-972 (298 amino acids)
Biological process (GO): acrosomal vesicle exocytosis; endocytosis; fusion of sperm to egg plasma membrane involved in single fertilization
Cellular component (GO): plasma membrane
Source: RefSeq, a predicted model, not a curated record